CUUGGGGUGAGUCGCCGCCCUGCACUCAGUAAACAAACGCUCAGUGGAAUAUUGUCAGCCACCCGGCGGGGAACACUCGUCCUGACACUCCGCAGGGCGUCCCCAGGGGCGUGUGUGGCUCGCAGGGAGUAGCACGAGAGCAGCAGGUGACAAGUAGGCCAAGCCCCAUGAAGAAGGUCAGCCAGAAUGAUCACCAGCCACAGACAGAACAGCACACAUUCCACUCGGAAGAAGGUGCAGAUAUCCUUUGUGAUCCGCGAUGAGGUGGAGAAGUUUCACCGCUCGUCUGUCAACUCACUGCAGUAUGACCCACACCUGCAGCGGCUGUACUCCGCUGGCCGGGACUCCAUCAUCCGGAUAUGGAACUGCAAGAAUCAGCGGGAACCUUACAUCCAGUCCAUGGAGCACCAUACAGACUGGGUUAAUGACAUUGUGCUGUGCUGCGGUGGCAAGAACUUGAUAUCAGCCAGUGCAGAUACAACAGUCAAAGUAUGGAAUGCCCACAAGGGCUUCUGCAUGUCCACCCUGAGAACUCACAAGGACUAUGUGAGGGCACUGGCUUAUGCACGGGACCGGGAGCAGGUGGCCUCUGCUGGGCUAGACAAGGCCAUCUUCCUGUGGGAUGUGCAGACCCUCACAGCACUCACCGCCAGCAAUAACACUGUCACCACAUCAUCCCUGAAUGGCAAUAAGGACUCCAUCUACAGCCUGGCCAUGAACCCGCCCGGCACUGUCAUUGUCAGCGGCAGCACAGAGAAGCAGCUGAGGAUCUGGGACCCUCGCACUGGCAAUAAAAUCAUGAAACUGAAAGGCCACACAGACAAUGUCAAGGCUUUAAUUGUCAAUCGUGAUGGGACUCAAGUGAUCUCAGGCAGCUCUGAUGGAACUAUCAAGCUGUGGUCGCUGGGCCAGCAGUGCUGCACUAAGACCAUCAUGCUGCAUGAAGAGGGAGUCUGGGCACUUCAGGUAAAUGAGAAUUUCACAACUAUAUACUCUGGAGGGCGAGACAAGCUUAUCUACAAAUGUGAGACACGUGCGCCAGACAAAGGUGUGCUGCUGUGCCAGGAGUCGGCACCGGUACUCAAGAUGCUGCUCACCCCAGACAACUCGGCUCUCUACGUGGCCACCACCAACUCUGCCAUCAAGUGUUGGCCACUCAACAACAGACUGUCCCACGUGGAGGACUACUGUGACAACGAGGAGGUGAGGGAACUGCGGCCGGUGAUGACACAGCCAGACUGGACCAUCAAGGGUGGCCCGGCCAUCAAGACUUAUGUCGUCCUCAAUGAUAAGCGUCACGUCCUCACUCGAGACACUGAGGAGAAUGUGGCACUCUGGGACAUACUUAAGGCCACUAAAGUGGAGGAGUUGGGGAAGGUUGAUUUUGAGUCAGAGAAACAGAAGAGAAACAAAGCAAUCUUUGUGCCAAGCUGGUUCACUGUGGACCUCAAGACUGGGAUGCUGACCAUCCACCUGGCAGAGAAGAGGGAUGAGGUGGACUGCCUGUCAGCCUGGGUCUCAGCAAAGGAGGCAGACUUCCCCACUCAAGACGGCCUGGAUGUCAAGUUGAACUAUGGCGAGCUGCUUCUCAAGGCAUUGUUUGAACACUGGCCCCGCACCUACAUGUAUGACGAUAACGAGGGGGGUGAGGGGGCCGAGGCUGGACCUGUAGCCAACCAGAAUGGUUUUAGUCCAAAGUCUGGCAAUGAAUAUUUCUCCAUUCCUCAACACACACCCGUCAUCAUCAGUGAGAUCCAGGGCCGCACAUUGUACCGCCUGCUUUGUGGGGAUGCCGGUGGUGAUGCGGAGGGAGUGCUGCUCAAUGAGAUGGUGCCGCCAUGGGUGCUGGACAUUGUGGUAGAGAAGACUUCCCCAAAGCCCAAAAAUAAGGUGUACUUCUUCCUUCUGCCACAUGCCUCCUCCGGGAUCAAGCGUGAGAAGAAGGACCGACUGAGUGCAAAUGACUUCAUUCAGAUCCGCAAGGUGCAGGAGCACGUGUAUGAAAAGGUGCUGGGUGGAGGCAGCGACACCGGUUCCACCACCAACAACAACAACGACCGUGGUGGUGAUGACAAAGCAGAAACAACUUCACUAGCAGAGGAGCGGGUCCAGCUCCUCUGCAAUGACAAGGUACUGGACCCAAACAUGGACCUCCGGACUGUUCAGCACUUCAUCUGGGGCAACACCUCCCAGGACAUAGUGUUGUUUUACCGACCAAUCAAGUGAGAGCGACCACGCUGUGUUGGGCUGCCAUUCUUCUUCCUGCGCUGUGAGCCGGAGUGAACUGGUUGCUGAUUAUUUUGGCCAUGAAAAAUAUUGUUAUAUAUUAUUGUAUAAAUGGAAGGGUUUUUUUUUCUUCUAGGAUUAAUGUAACAUUGAGGUAUUCACUUGCCAAAUCUCUUAAAUCAGAAUCAUAUGUUGAGGUCAUUGUCACUGUAUAGAUACAUUUUCAUCAUUCUGUAUUUUCAUAUUCCCAUUUUUGUAUGUAUGGUCCUCUUAGGCCUUGGUUGCUGAUAUAACCAUCACUCUCCUCUCUUUCUUGUCAUCAUACCAAAGCUCUCUCUCUGACAUUUUCUUUGUGUCAACUCUCAGCAACACUGAUCCAGUCUCAGCCACUGCUCCACUGACACCGUUUGGAAUCUGUGUACGCUUGUUCCUUCCAUGUUGUAUUGUUGUUUUGAUUAGUGUGUGCACCUUUGAGGAGGACCAUUGUGGUGGAGGAUUUGGUUCUCACUUGUUAUUUUCGUGACUGUUUCAACCAGACCUUUAAGGGAACCUCAGGAAAGAUGUAACUGGUGUAAGGUCUUGAAUAUUUAUAUUUAAUAAGACUUAUUUUGACAGGUAGUAUAGAAGACUGUGUCCAACACAGACGAGGACGUUGUGGCCCACUGUAUAUCAAAGUCUUUCAAAUAACAAACUUUGGCCAUUUGUUUAUUAUAUUUCUUGUUUACUAUUGACACACCUGCUCUGGUUUUCCAUAGUGAGCUAUGCAGUUCUCUUCUUUAUAUGGAAAACCAGUUACUUAGCAUUUUCUUUACAGUGUAUCAGUAUGUUGUGGUUUAUUAUCUUGGACUCUGACAAUCUUUCAUUUAUAAAAACAAAAUUAGAUAGUAUGCAAGAAAUUUCCUGUAAAUAUAUUUUUGAUGCAUAGACCAAUGAGUGGCUGGUGUGUGAGGCGCCCACAGAUCUGCUGCCUCGCCAGCCUGCCGCUGCCACGCCAGACAAGCUUGGCUUCCUGCAUUUCAAAUACUAUAACAUAACAUUUUCUCAAAUAUCAUUUUACUUAUUUUUUGAGUUGGACAGUAAUAUUAUGCAUAAUUUAUUCAGUACUUUCAUCUCUGUAUGAAACUGAAUUGAUUCAUAAAUGUGCAAUUAUUGCAAGUAAUUUUUAUAUAUUUAGAGGUGCAAUUUAGCAUGUCUGAAUAAUAUUCCCACAGCUAGUAGCACACCAUAAGGUGUUUAUUGUCUCAGAACUUUAUAGAAAAUGUUCCAAGGUUAAACUGGCCUAAUUCUUGUGAGGCUACAUUGGUUACACUUUGUGUGUAUUGCAGGAAAUUUCAGUUUUUUCCUUUUUUGGGUUUAUUUUGUGGUCAGUGAGUGACAAGCCAAUGUUAAGAAGCUAUGAGUCAUGAAGAAGGAAAGAUGAUGUGCAUUGAGUGAGUGAAGCACAACUGCAGUGUGUUGUUAAAAGAUGUGGCCAGCCACCAGAUGGGGCCCUGGGGCAUCAGGGUAGACAACAUGUUGCCAGAAGAAUAAGUGUAUAGCAGCAAAACAAGAGUUUGAGGUGUAUUGCCAUUUUCACCUUGGUGUGCUGCAGCUAAGUUGGUCUCCUGGGUGGGAACCUCUUUCCUAAGCUUUGUGCAUUUCAUCGUGAACUGGCUGUUGAAGGAAGGGCAAAAGGCCUGGACAGAGGGCACAGUGGGGCAGUGUGUACCCAUAUGCCACAUGUAAGGUGGAGAAUAUCACUGGAACACUUGUGAUUCAGGUGAAGGAUGUUUUUAUAAAUGAUAUUACUUGCUGAACAAUAGAAAGAGUGUGUGAUAUCAGUUAUGUGCAUGUGAAUAUUCAAUAUUUUUGUUCAAUAACAGCCAGUGCAGUUUUGCAGUCAUAUAUUUUUACAUCAUCCGUGAUGUUUGUCAAAUUCAUAACUGUACCUUAUAUUUAGUUCAUAGAAAAGUGUACAUAUAGAAGGUAAUUAGAAAUGUGAAAUUUUCCAGUGUGUAUGCAUUAUGUAACUCAUUUUCUUACUUUUAAUGUUUUGCUUCAGGUAUGUAUUUGAUUUUUAUUAUAUUAUGUCCUUAUC
This is a messenger RNA of Portunus trituberculatus (swimming crab), 4303 nucleotides long. Its product is annotated as WD repeat-containing protein 48-like. The transcript has 15 exons. Lineage: Eukaryota; Metazoa; Arthropoda; Malacostraca; Decapoda; Portunidae. The record is from RefSeq and is a predicted model, not a curated record. Gene Ontology annotation, molecular function: ubiquitin binding. Gene Ontology annotation, biological process: protein deubiquitination; double-strand break repair via homologous recombination. Bases 187 to 2226 code for a protein of 679 amino acids.